GGGGAAGUCUGGGGUAUGUGGAUGCUUUAAAGAGAUCGAUUUCCUCCAUCCUCGUGCGUACAUGCAUAGCGCUGCUGGUCUCGCUUGUUCCACCUCGCUGCAAGUAUCGCUGAGUUGCCCCUGAGCUGUACCACACCAUGGCCAUGCCAGGCACCGCGGACCGCGACGCGGUCAGUCCGGCCACCGCGCCGCCGGCUGAACAGCACAAGCACGAUGGCGACCGAGACAUCGUCGAGGCCGAGCGGGCGCAGUCGCCCGAGCUGCUCAAGUCGGGCCAGAACUAUGACAAGAUGGACAAGGAACUCGCGCAGUACGUCGCCGAGGGCCGCAUCGAAAUCUCGGAGGAGGAAAACACGCGCCUGCGGCGCCUGAUCGACAGGCGCGUGCUCGUCGUCAUGAUCGCCACCUACUUCUUGCAGACCAUCGACAAGGGCACCAUGAGCUUCGCCUCCAUCAUGGGCAUCCGUGAGGAUGCCAAGCUGGUUGGGCAGGACUACCAAUGGCUCACGACCUGCAUCUACAUCACCAUCCUCAUCGUCGAGUACCCUCAGAACUUCAUCAUCGCGCGCGUGCCCAUCGCCAAGUACCUGUCCUUCUCCAUCAUGGCCUGGGGCGCCGUCCUUGCCUGCACGGCGGCCUGCAAGAACUUCACGGGCCUCGUCACGGUGCGCACCCUGCUCGGCCUGUUCGAGUCGGUCUGCCAGCCGGCCUUCGUCGUGCUCUCGGCGAUGUGGUACAAGCGCGAGGAGCAGGCGGCGCGCGUGACUUACUGGUACAUGAUGAACGGGGCCCAGCAGAUGGUCGGCGGCCUGCUCGCGUACUGCUUCUCGCUCAUCACGACGGGCCCGCUCAAGAGCUGGCAGUGGCUGUUCCUGGCCUACGGCAUUAUCUCGGUCUUCUUCGGCGCCUUCGUCGGCUGGUGGAUGCCCGACUCGCCCAUGCGCGCCAAGUGCUUCUCCGAGGCGGACAAGCGGCUCAUGGUCGAGCGCGUGCGCGCCAACCAGACCGGCAUCCAGAACAGGAAGUUCAAGAAAGAGCAGGUCUGGGAGGGCCUGACCGACCCGCAGGCCUGGGGCUACGCGCUGAUCCAGCUGUGCACGACCCUGCCGACCAGCGGGCUCGGCAGCUUCCAGGGCAUCAUCAUCUCCGGUUUCGGCUUCACCGUGCUGCAGACCCAGCUGCUGGCCAUGGUGCUGGGCGCCUAUAUCAUCAUCGUGCUGCUCAGCUCGUCGUGGCUGGUCAAGAAGACGAACCAAAACCUGCUCGUGAUGCUGGGUUUUGUCAUUCCCUCCUUCAUCGGCACAAUCUGUCUCAUGACGGUGCCGCUGAACAACCUCAGCCAGAAGGUCGGCCUGCUGAUCUGCUACUACAUCACGCUGUCCUUCUGGUCCGCCCAGACGCUCGCCCUGUCCAUGGUGUCGCGCAACAUUGCCGGCCAGACCAAGAAGAGCGUGGUGGUGGCCCUCAACUUCAUCAUCUGGUCCACCGGCAAUGCCAUCGGCCCGCAAGUCUUCCUCACGUGGGACGGCCCCCGCUACUUCAUCGCGUUCGCCACCCACCUCGGCUGCUACUGCCUGCUGGUCAUCGUGAUCGUCGGCCUGCGCUUCUACCUCGUGCACAUGAACAAGAAGCGGGACGCGCUGGCCGCGGCGGGCGUCGCCGAGGCCAAGGACGAGAACAUGGUGCACGCGUUCGAGGACCUGACGGACAAGGAGAACCCCAACUUCCGAUAUGUGUAUUAAUAUCAGGCGGGCAUGGUAGUUUUGUUGGCUUCGAUUCUAGGGGCAAUAUCAGUGAGGCGCGGCUUGACGACCGCUCGUUUGGGUUUUCUUUGGCCCGUAGUCAAAGUCAAGCAACCGAUAUCGUACGCGGCUAACAUGGAUGGCAAACCGUGAAAACGACCCCAACCACGGCCGGGAACUGGCGUACACGGCAAGACAACAGCAACACCACAUCCAGGGCCCAACUCAACCCUGUCCCAUUAGGGCUUAUCCCAACCUCUAAAGCUAAUCUCCAACCCUCAUGCUCCCAUUCCCCGCCGACCCGUCGACACCAGGCACAGCCCCUGACACUCACCCA
This is a messenger RNA of Thermothielavioides terrestris NRRL 8126, 2079 nucleotides long. RefSeq lists its product as uncharacterized. The record is from RefSeq and is a predicted model, not a curated record. Lineage: Eukaryota; Fungi; Ascomycota; Sordariomycetes; Sordariales; Chaetomiaceae. The transcript has 4 exons. Bases 138 to 1742 code for a protein of 534 amino acids. Gene Ontology annotation, molecular function: transmembrane transporter activity. Gene Ontology annotation, biological process: transmembrane transport. Gene Ontology annotation, cellular component: membrane.